AUGCCUAUGAAGCCCGCGGGCAUCGCGCUCCUGAAGAGGACGAGGGAUUACGUCGCCGUGGACCAGCCCACACCGCCGGCGAAGAGGAAGAAGGAGGAGCCCAGAACCACCGAGGCCAAGCAGCUUCCCGCGGCCGUGCCACCUCCAGCGCAGAAGGACGAGGCCGGCUCGCGUGCCCUCCCGGCAGGGUUGUCCUCCCGAGGCUCGGAGGCCCAACCUCAGGAGAAGGCAAUCACUGUGGCCAAGCCGGCUCCGGAGGCGCCCGCCCUCAGCUCGCCUGCUGAGGUCCCAAAGGCUCCGGAGUCCCCGGCCCUCUCUGCUGCUACUGCCUCGCCGGUCUUGACGUUGGCGCCGUCUCCUCCCCCGUCCAACAUGCCGUCGGGCCAUGAUUCUUCUGCCGUGCCCGGUGUUCUAGAGGAGGCCUUGGUGGCCUGGAGCCAGGCCGUGGUGGCCUCAGAGGAGGGCCGGCAGGUAGCCGGCCUAGCCACGGCCGACCCCGACGCGGCGGUGAAGGACGCCAAGGCAGCCGAGGAGCGCUGUCACACGACGGAGGCCAAACUGAAGAACCUCCGUGACAAGCAGGCCGCCCAGGCCCGCCAGCUCGAGGUGCAGGAGGAGGAGCUGAAGGCCCGGGAAGCUGCAGUUGCCGAUCGUGACACCAAGCUGGAGCAAGCAGCCCGGGAGCAAGCCACGGAGCGCGGCCGCCUGGAGAAGUUGAAGGAGGAGGUGGAGGCGGAGAAGGCCCAGCUGGAGGCCAGGAAGAAACUCCUUGCCGAGGCUGAGGAGGCAGCCGCUACAAGGCGUGCCACCUUUGACUCCCUCGAGAUGAGGUCCCGCAAGGCACUGUAG
Messenger RNA from Aegilops tauschii subsp. strangulata, 849 nucleotides. The record is from RefSeq and is a predicted model, not a curated record. Lineage: Eukaryota; Viridiplantae; Streptophyta; Magnoliopsida; Poales; Poaceae.